AUGUCGGCGAGCGCAAGCCGCAAGAAUGGUAAACAGGCAUCUUGCGAGCCUUGCCGUCGAGGCAAAGUGCGGUGCGAUCACCGCAUGCCCGUCUGUGAUCGAUGCCGCCGUCGGAACAUGGGCAGCGAGUGUUAUUACCAUCCUGCCCCUCUGACACGGCCAUCGAAACGCACUCGGAUGUCAUCGUCGGACGAUACUGGAAUAGACUUGACGGAAGCGAGCGUACAGGCGCCUCCGGUAACCACAACACCGCUCCACGAUAACACUCGUCUGGAUGCCGGCAUACGGAAUGCCGAACACAGCAAUCAAGUAUUUUCCGUCCCUGCUUCCAGCACAACAUCUCCUGCGACGCUUCCAUUUCUCUCACUCCAGAGCCUCGACGACGCGAAUACACAACAUGUCAUAUCGACUGGAAUGUACGAUGAUCGUGGCAAUGAUACCCUCGACCAAGAUUUGGCCUCCAUAAUCUCUAUCCUGGAGCAGCUUCACCAUUGUGGAACCAUCAGGAGACUUCUUCCAGAGUACUAUGGUUUAGGUCAGAUCGCUGCUGUGCCGAGUCAUCUUGUGCUGCCUGUGAUAUCCGACCUUGAGCAGAUUCACGAAGACAUUCUGCAUCAGCGAGCAACGACUGAUGCUGCUGCUAGCAGAGUCGCUGUGUCGGCAAUGGCCCAUCGGAUCCUACGCGCUACAGUCUCCAAGACCACCAUAACUCCAUCUACCACCGUGCCUGAGUUUCUAAGUUUCUACAGCGGUCCGAAUUUACGUCUGGAAACUAUUGGUUUGAUCUUCUCCAUUGCUGCUCGAGCCUCUCGGCUAGCACUCGUUCCGGAAGGUGAGGACAGCCACGACUUUCUUCAAACCAUGUUCCAGUGCAACUUGCGGUGCCUGCAACUCGCGCGAGAACUAGCCAUGGAAAUGAAUGAUGUGAUACUCUGGUUGUCAUAUGAAAACUUGCGCGUAGCCACGAGCAUCCAAGGAUAUUCCAGUCCGGCUGUCUGGCGACGGCUUGGCGACUUGUCAGCCGAUAUCUUUGGUCUGGAAGUACAUCGAGAGGCGGCUAUCGCCAAAGUUCCUUUCUUCCUGGCUGAGUGUCGUAGGAGGAUUUUUGUGGCCGCAUUUACAUGGGACAAACUUCUUGCAACGCUUUUCGAUCGCCCGCCUAGAAUCCCUGGCUAUUACGCUGACUGUCGCUUACCACUGGAGCUGACUGAUGACCAAAUCUGUGUCACUGGUCUUAGCGAUCAAGAGCAGGCUUCACUGGAACUGAAUGGGGGCUGGUACGCUGGUAGCUCUAAUAUCAGUGCCUCAUGGAUCCGAGCGUUAUAUCUCCUCGCGCAAUUCAAGGAAGAGACGCUCAUGCAUCAAUUGAGACCCCUCGACCACGAGACGAGAUCCAAAUUAAAGUCAGUACACCCCUCCUGCUUGAAUCCAGAUAUAGCACGUCGGUGCAAAGAAACGUGGGAACAGCUGCCCAGCCGUCUCCAUUAUGAUCCUGGAUGUUGGAAGGCUGAUUUGUCGCCCAUGGUAAGCCUGCGAUUGGCGGAAGUCUAUCUCACAUACCUGCAGACCCUGUAUCACGUCUAUCGCCUGAUGGGUAAGAACGAUAGUCAUUGUUCACCGGAAAUGGUUCAGACAUGCUCAAGCAUAAUUGAGACGACUAUCCAAUCUGGUGGCUUGCGUAAUAGAACUUCUUACCAUCUACACCAUAACUUUAGAGCAAGUACUGUCUUAUGCUAUGGGUUACCAAGUGCGAUAACCCUCAUCAACGCGCUGAAGACUGCAAGCAGAGCCAUGGGCCGAGUUGAGUUUGUCGAUUUGGCUCGCCGCGUCUCAAUACGACGCCUUUCGGUGUUUGUGACUUUCCUUGAAGGUGUCUAUCGUCCGGAGAACGCCAACUACGCGCUUUGCAUAAAGGCUUCUGAGUUGAUCUCUGGCGCAUUGGAUGAAGUGCUAGAGUACUUGCUAUCACUUGCCGCAGAUGAUACACCGCAACCAGGGCCUGGUGUCACGAACGAUCUUACAACUGCACAUCAGAACUCAACAGCGGACGUUGGCUUUGCAGCAGUGGAAGCUGCAGACAAUACACUGCUGGAUAUGUUUGACUGGGAUGCAGCUAAUCUUAUGGACAUGAACAACUGGAUGGGAGGGAUCGAUUGGACGAACGUGAGCGGCGGAGUAUAG
This is a messenger RNA of Aureobasidium namibiae CBS 147.97, 2181 nucleotides long. RefSeq lists its product as uncharacterized. The transcript is spliced from 4 exons. The record is from RefSeq and is a predicted model, not a curated record. Bases 1 to 2181 code for a protein of 726 amino acids. Gene Ontology annotation, cellular component: nucleus. Lineage: Eukaryota; Fungi; Ascomycota; Dothideomycetes; Dothideales; Saccotheciaceae. Gene Ontology annotation, biological process: DNA-templated transcription; regulation of DNA-templated transcription. Gene Ontology annotation, molecular function: DNA binding; DNA-binding transcription factor activity, RNA polymerase II-specific; zinc ion binding.